AUGGCACCGAAGGCGGACAAGAAGCCAGCCGAGAAGAAGCCCGCGGCGGAGGAGAAGGCACCCAAGGCGGCGGAGAAGAAGCCCAAGGCCGAGAAGUGGCUACCGUCGUCCAAGGAUGGCGCCGCGGGCGGUGACAAGAAGGGCAAGAAGAAGAGCGUGGUGCAGCCGGACAUCGGCAUCUCCUCCAAGGCCAUGUCCAUGAUGAACUCCUUCAUCAACGACAUCUUCGAGAAGCUCGCGCAGGAGGCGGCGCGCCUCGCCAGGUACAACAAGAAACCCACCAUCACGUCGCGCGAGAUCCAGACCUCGGUCCGCCUCGUCCUCGCCGACGAGCUCGCCAAGCACGCUGUCUCCGAGGGCACCAAGGCCGUCACCAAGUUCACCUCCGCCUAG
Molecule: messenger RNA, 393 nt
Organism: Miscanthus lutarioriparius
Lineage: Eukaryota; Viridiplantae; Streptophyta; Magnoliopsida; Poales; Poaceae
Source: the annotation of a GenBank genome assembly